Racocetra persica is the source of this 477-nucleotide messenger RNA. The record is from the annotation of a GenBank genome assembly. Lineage: Eukaryota; Fungi; Glomeromycota; Glomeromycetes; Diversisporales; Gigasporaceae.
CAUGGAGGAAUUCUUUAUAGUCGUGGGCGUAAAGAUUUAUUAUCAACUAUUGCUAAAAAUAUCGAGUAUAGUAAAACCACUGUACAUGAUACUCUAAAACGGUAUGCUGAAACAGGUUCUACGGUGCCAAAAAAACGUCCAGCAAAGAGAAAAAAUCAGAAGGUUUUUGUUUCAAUACUCCAUUGUGCUUUAAGAAAAUGUGGUCUUCGCUCAUGUGUUGCAUAUCACAAGCCAUUAAUUUCUGCAAGCAAUAAGCAAAAUGUGGUCUGGUCAGAUGAAUCGGUUUUAAAACAAUUUUCACAAAAUCACAAUACACAGGUUUGGCAUACCUUGACUGAAGAGUUUGAUGAAUCAUGUCUUGUUCCUACAAUAAAACACAGUCCUGGUCGAUCAAUAAUUCCUAUCUGUGAUAGGAUGAAUGGUGAAGCUUAUGUUAAUCUUUUAAGAAGACAUGCAAUUCCUGCUGUAUAUCAAUUG